UCCCGUGAAGCCCGCGCGAUGGCCGCGCGAGGGCCGCCCGCUCCGCGGUAGGAGAUGCCUCGGACCCGAGCCCCGCAGCGCCCGAGCGUAUCGAUAUUUAUCAUAUUUAUUGAGUACCCAUCGCGUGCCAGGCACCAAUUGUUUGUGCACAGAAAAACCCUGAGGCUCGACACCAGCAUAAACACUGCGAUCGCCCCCGCUUGCUGAGAUAACAGGGCUCCAUUUCACAGCAGUUCGAGGAGAAAAAGGGACGCCUUAGUCCAGCCUGGAAACAGCAGCUAUUAAAUCAACUGUCUGCCAGUGUCCUAGUAUCUCUUCCUCUGAGUGCGUCUACAGGAGAGCCAUAAGACCUCUAGAAAUGACUCAGUCCAGCCCGGGCUCCAACCAUUUCAAUGAAGUCAACUUUUGCAAAGUAACGACAGGGCUAUCAAGCUUAUAUUUUGGCUGCUCUCUGCUUGUAAAUGCACUCAGAACAGCAGAGUUCAGUCUAGUUUUCGGAUUAUAGAUCUUUUCCAAACAUGAUGCAUUUUAAAAGUGGAUUGGAACUAACUGAGCUACAAAACAUGACGGUGCCUGAAGAUGACAACAUCAGCAAUGACUCCAAUGAUUUCACAGAAGUCGAAAAUGGUCAGAUAAAUAGCAAGUUUAUUUCUGAUCGAGAAAGUCGAAGAAGUCUCACUAAUAGCCAUUUGGAAAAAAAGAAGUGUGAUGAAUAUAUUCCAGGAACAACCUCCUUGGGAAUGUCUGUUUUUAACCUAAGCAAUGCCAUUAUGGGCAGUGGGAUUUUGGGACUUGCCUUUGCCCUGGCCAACACGGGGAUCUUACUUUUUCUGAUACUUUUGACUUCUGUGACGCUGCUGUCUAUUUAUUCAAUAAACCUUUUGCUGAUCUGUUCGAAGGAAACAGGCUGCAUGGUUUACGAAAAGCUGGGAGAGCAGGUCUUUGGCACCACAGGGAAGCUUGUCAUCUUCGGAGCCACCUCUCUACAGAACACUGGAGCAAUGCUGAGCUACCUCUUCAUAGUGAAAAAUGAGCUACCUUCUGCCAUAAAGUUCCUAAUGGGAAAGGAAGAGGCAUUUUCUGCGUGGUAUGUGGACGGCCGUGUGUUGGUGGUGAUAGUUACCUUUGGGAUCAUUCUCCCUCUGUGUCUCCUAAAGAAUUUAGGCUAUCUUGGCUAUACUAGUGGAUUUUCCUUGAGCUGUAUGGUUUUUUUCCUAAUAGUGGUUAUCUACAAGAAAUUUCAAAUUCCCUGCAUUGUUCCAGAGCUAAAUUCAACAACAAAUGCUAAUUCAACAAUGUGUACGCCAAAAUACGUUACCUUCAAUUCAAAGACCGUGUAUGCAUUACCAACGAUUGCGUUUGCAUUUGUCUGCCACCCGUCAGUCCUGCCAAUUUACAGUGAGCUCAAAGAUCGAUCCCAAAAAAAAAUGCAGAUGGUUUCGAAUAUCUCCUUUUUUGCCAUGUUUGUCAUGUACUUCUUAACUGCCAUUUUUGGCUACUUGACCUUCUAUGAAAACGUGCAAUCAGAUCUCCUGCACAAGUACCAGAGCAAAGAUGACAUCCUCAUUCUGACCGUGCGCCUGGCCGUCAUCGUCGCCGUCAUCCUCACAGUGCCCGUGUUGUUCUUCACGGUUCGUUCAUCUUUGUUUGAACUGGCUAAGAAAACAAAGUUUAAUUUAUGUCGCCACAUCUUUGUUACCUUCAUUCUCUUGGUUAUUAUCAACUUGCUGGUGAUCUUCAUCCCCUCCAUGAAGGACAUUUUUGGAGUCGUAGGAGUUACGUCUGCUAAUAUGCUUAUUUUCAUUCUUCCGUCAUCUCUGUAUUUAAAAAUCACAAACCAAGAUGGAGAUAAAGGAACUCAAAGAAUUUGGGCUGCCCUCUUCCUGGGCCUGGGGGUGUUGUUCUCACUGGUCAGCAUCCCCUUGGUGAUCUACGACUGGGCCUGCUCCUCCAGCAACGACUAAGGCCACUGAGACCAGCGAGAAGAGGUCCCAGCCCCAACUUGCUGCUCUGCCCUGUCACCACCCAUCAGCACCCCUCCCUCAUCAGUUCCUUUGCAAGUUUACAGAAGCAAACAGAAACUUACAAGGCACAAACGGAACAGCACUUGGGUAGCAAAACAGAGACCUGUUUCUAUAAUGGUUCGUGUCCCUCAAGCUCUGGGAUCAGUGUAAGAUGGUGGAUUUUCAUUUUCAAAGUUUACGUGAUCAUAUCUCUCAGCACUUCUCACCAUCAGUUACAGCUCACUCUUCCAACUGUGUUUUUUGUCACCUCACAGUCUCUUAGAACUUUGCAAACAUGAUCAUCCAUCAUGUUGAUUUAUUAGAUAUUGGGUUCUGAAAUCAUUUUCCGACUGAUGUUCAGCGCACAGUAUCUGUACCUUUAUAGAAAAGAAUCUUGUAUAUAUUUAUUUUGCUUUACAGAAAAAAUGGUUUCGUAAAUAAUUUGCAUAUUUUGGUUAACCUAGCACACAGGGAUGAUCAUGCGAGGGUCACAGGGCAUGCGCCGUUGUGGAUCAGGGUGUGCCCAAUAUUUGAGGUGCCCUGGUCACCUGCAACGGGUCCCAGUAGCCCACAGCUUCUACAUCUCACUCCAUGCAGAGACAGGCCCUGGUGAGUGUUCUCAGCUGUGGAUGGGGCUGAUUGUACUUUGGUAAACAUAUUUAGUUACACACUUGGGUAAUCGAGCAAAUCAAGUUUUGUUCCCUCUUGGCAAUUGAUGUCAAAGUCUCAUCAGAGGCCACGUCUCCUGGGCUGACCGUUGGCACCUUUGUUAAUAAAUUGAGAAGCAAGAGUGGUGCAAAAAGAUUGUCCAAAAUGCCUAAGAAAAUAUUCCUCUGGUACAAUAGCCUUCCAUCCCACACCAAUGUUGUCGCAGGGGAAAACAUUUUCCUAUAAUCGCAACAGCUUUGACUCAUGUCUGCCCGUUUUUUUUGCACAGAGGACAAUGAAUAUCUAACCAAGGGUGAUCUAAGAAAAGUAAUUCCUGUUUUAUAUUGGGUACUUUGGGGGGGGUCUUUAAAAGACUUGUUUUAUAUCUAUAAAUUUAGGUUAUGACAAAUAUAAGAUUUUUGUACCUUAAAUAAGCCUCAUUCCUAUUCUUGUCCAUUAACAAUCCAUCCAGAGUCCUGGGGGAAAAAGUGACAAAGAGCCCUCAGAGAUAGUCUUUGAAAGGAACCUGGGAGAAAUCAUACCUUCCUUCCCCCAGGGGGGUCUUCGGUGCUGGUGCUGUUCUCUCAUCUCACCCCUCACCAAGGAGCAUUAACUGUACACGUGACCCACAAGACUUGCCUCGCACUCUAACCCAGUCCCUCUCAUUAGGGAGACUGCAAACGAAGAGGGUGUGUGCAAAGGUAGCUUGGAGAGGAGGGGAGAUAACAGAGACACCACAUGGCCCAAGAUGGCUCAUCAGCUAGACUGGCUUUUCCAUGGACUUGCUAAGAACGUGUGUGCUCUGUGAACCGGACUCUUGAAAUAGGACUUGUGUUUUAUCUGUAUCCUGAUUGAAUUCAAACAUAGAAGUUCAUCGAGCACAGAUUUCUUAUCCAGAGAUAAGUAGACUGUAACCACAGGCUCUUGGCAAGCUUUGGGUUCUGUUCCUCCUCCACAUUAAACCCCGUAGGCCUCCUUGUUCCCCAGAAGUCACACAGAACUGUCUCUUCCCCUUUAGACACUAAUGUACCACAGAAAAGGCAAACAUCAGAGCACCUCUUUGUGACCCUCUUGGGAGCAUAAUGAAAGGCUAGUUCCUGCAUUUCUUGGUAGGAUCAUCAUAGCUUUUAAUGGAAUGUUCCAGAACUACAUCCACCUGAGGUCAGAAUGGAGGUGUUUAGGUGUGAUACCUACCCAGGAAAAUCCAGUCACCUCUGUUGUUUUCAGAAGGGGCUUCCAUAUUAGCUGAGCAGGAACAGAAACUGAGCCAGACCAGUUGGUUAGUUACUAGGAGCCUCAUCUGUAGCACCACGUAAUGAAAUAGCCCGGUAGCGGAUGGCCUUCCAUUCAAAAACAUACAUGUUUUUCUGUUAUCCUCAUUGAUUUAUAGCAAUCCACUUUACACUCACAGAGUCAAUUUAGAAAAUGACCAUUAACUCUUGGAAUGUGUAGCAAUAUUUUUGGAUCUCUGGAUUGUAUGUAACAGUACAAGAAAUCUUUAUUAUUAUUUAAAGCAUAUUUAUUAGAGGAGGCACAUUGUUGUUGAAAUCUGUGAUACCACAUUUUAAAAAUCUUCCUUGUAUGUUUAAGUUAUUGUUGACCCAAUGACUAUAAUAGACCUUGUUGUGAUUUGUCAAUAUCACUGAUUAAUUAAUUACAUCCUUUGUGUGGGAUUAGGUGUAAAGUGUACUGCGCUUAGUCUUCUUGUUCAGAAUAGUGAACUGGUAGCCAAAAGUACAUGUAUCACAGAUGUUAGGUAGAAUUUAAACAACACAGUCAAGUGCUAUAGAAAUUUUCUGCGAAAUUAGUAGACUCAAGACUAUUAGACCUUAGCCAUGGGAGUAGCACGUUUUCUUUUGGUAGCUAGGAUCUGAGUUCUUGUGAACAGUGCCCAUUUACUAUUUUGGAUUUAGAACUGUUCUCUAACUAUUGUAACCCAGAGUACUAUGAUUCCCUAAUUUACUUAGUAUUACUUAUUGGAAGUGGGGAGAGGAGAGUAUGUACAGAAAUCUAGUCUUUUUAAGCAGAGGUGUCCCUAUGUAUAAGCAGAUGAUAUUUCAAAAUUCCAUCAGUUGGUUGGUUACAACCUACAAUGUAACCUGCUAGACAGCAGGUUAUACUUGGUGUGAGGCCCCCAGACCAGCUAGGUGUGAUUAUCAAGCCAAUAGUUUGGCUGAUGUACGAUAAUAAAACCAGAAUGCUAAAAAACCUCAACACUAAAAAUAAUAUUGUUUCGGGGGGGUGUGUUAUUUGUUCAGAAUUGCCAAGAUUAUCUCAUUCCUGUAGCCCAUGGAGUCUGGGCUGUCGACCUCAGCCACAUACCACCCGCUGGAUGCUGGGGGUAAGGGGGUACCCCAGUUAGUCACCUGCAGCAGGGGUGCCAGCACAGGUGAGGGAAAGUAAGUCCAGGGCCCCCAGAGCAUCAGGAGGAGGGGGAACCCUCUUGAGGGAUUAGCCCUGGUGACGUCCUCAGCCAGAAGUCUUGCUGUUUUCUGGAGGCCUCAGUCUUGGCCUGCCUGCUUCUAUUUGUGGGGUCUUUUGCUCCCACAGUUCACCUCCUUCUCUUCCCCCUACAGGAAAGAACAUGCUAGGUCGCUUCUCCCAGAAACCAGCACAUAGCACUUUUGGGGUUAGUGCUAAUAAGCGGGUUUAGCUGCUCAGCAAUCAGAUGGGGGUGUACAUACAGCUCUCUGCCUAUUUUCCUUUGCUAUAAUUGUAGGUCCUGUGGACAAAGGUGCUCAUGGGUGCUGUUGCAGGGCUUAGAGUGGACAAAAGACUGUGGAAAGGUUCCUCAGGGUUUCAGAGAGACACCUCAGACAGUCACCCCAGAACUGCCUUCUUUCCGGAAAUGGACAGGAACUGCUAAGCCAGUGCUUCCAGAAGUGUGGCCCCUGGCUUGGCAAAGCCAGUAUCACAUGGGAGCCAGUGGGAACGUGAAUCCUCAGGCCCCAACCCCAGUGAAAUCUGAAGCUCUUGGGGUUGGGGGCUUGGCAAAUAUUUUACAGGCCCUCUUGAAGCACCUCAAAUGUGAGAUCCUCUCCAAGCCAAUUUGUCUCCCUUAUUCUCCCCAUUAGUCCUACUUCUGAGAUAAUUUUUGAGACUCAUGAGUCAGGAAAAGGGGUGAGGAGUGAGGGAGGGGAGGACAGGGCCUUAGCAGCGGGGGUCUCAGCCCCCUCACCACUGGAAAUGCCAGUGAAAUUGAUCAUGAAGGAGGCCAUGAAGGAGAUCGUUUGUCAUCUGGGGCUGAGGCUCAGUUAAGAUUACAUUUUUUGAAACUGUUUAAGGUGACAGAUCCUGUCCUUCUAAAGUGAAUUGUCCACUCCAAGGCCCACAGGGGAUGAGGGGCUGCAGGGUGCUCUGAAGAGAGAAGGGUUCUAUCAGCUUCAGCAGAUCAGAAAACAGUGGGGCACGUCCCACUGCAGGUGGGGAGGAGGUUGGCGAGUGAGUCGCCCAUUCAGAUGGGUGACUUGAUUGAAAAUCAAAUCAGAUAUUUAACUUUAUGCCUUAGCACCAAAGCCAUUAGUCUCCAUCUGUUUAUCAAUGUAAAUGGCUGAAAAAAGACAUGAGCUCUAAGAAUAUAAUUACUCCAUUUCCAGUUCAUGGUGAACUUCUAGACACUUUCAAAAUAAAGAAAACACAGACUCUAUAGCAUUGCUAAUAGGCGGUGUCCUUAGGGAUGGAAGAUCUGGGAAUCCUUCAGCAAUAGAACAUACUUCCUCUGAAUUUAUAAAUAAUUCACAUGGUGAAUUAUUUAUAAAGAUUAUGGCUUUCCGGGACCAUUUGGGUUGGAGUAGCUAACAACUGAAAAAUAUCACUAAUUCCAAAAAGAGAAGUUCUUGAAAAACAUGGAAUCCACACGGCUCAGACAUUCCCCUUCUUUAGAGCUUUCUCAAAAAGGGGUUAUGAAACUGGGCCAUCUGUAUAUGGGCUUGAUUCUGUGUUUCUAAAAGGAAGAAUCUAUGCAGUUGAGGCUUAUUGUAGGAAAUACGUCACUUGUAUGUAAAUAUACUGUAAAUAAAUAGGAGGCUGUAUAUUUUUGCAGUUGUUAAUCCACACUGAAAUAGAAAUCUCUAAUAUCUGCCUAUCAAGAUUAAUUGUUUUCAUAGGUAUCCGUGGUUUUGUUCCAGAAAUAGAAAAACUUACGUUCUCUCCCAGGUAACCUAGUUCCUCUCCAAGUGAACUUGGAGCCUAAAAAUCUUAGCUUAUUGUUUAGAAAGCGAACUGUCUGAGAAAUAGUUGUGUUGAUUUCUUAGACUGGUGUUAAGAUCAAUUAUUUAAAAACUAGUCCUCUGACAAAUAAAGAAUAUUUAGACCCAAAUUAUUGUCAUAUAGAAAUAGGUGUACCCAAAAUGGAAAAUGGUUUCUUCUUCAUCAUGCGUUCUUACUGUUAACACCGAUACCACUACAUAGUAUUUAUGAAAACAGAGGUUGGGAAGGAAAAAAAUUUUUUUUCAGAAUCGAACUGCUGCAUUUCCCAAAUUUUGGGGUCUUUGAAAGGGGAAAGUGGGGGAACCUGAAUAUUAACUAUAAGCACAAAUUUGAAGGAAAAAGAGCAAUCAUAUUAUUAAGAUUUUGAAAGUCUUGCAUGUUUGCCUUUUACUUUCAGUGUUGACGCCAACAAGACUGUCUGGAAUAAUUUUUUCCCAAAACACUUGAAUCUUGAUCAUUGGUAUGAAUCCACUCUCUAGAGGCCAUGUAUUUUAGACUUCAUCUGAGUCCAGUACGUGUAGCUCAUCACUGUUUUAUUCAUGUAAGAACCUUAUAAAAGACUUUCAGAUGGGUGAUUUAAAUAAGUCACAAACCUUGCUAUUCACAGUUAAUCAAAUAGUUUUUUUUCCCACCAUGUGUAAAAUAAAUGUAAGAAUUUCUGUUCUAUUAACUGCUCUGUUAACAUAGUUUUUAAACAUUAAAAAUAUGAA
This is a messenger RNA of Talpa occidentalis (Iberian mole), 7570 nucleotides long. It is a transcript of the gene SLC38A1, whose product is annotated as solute carrier family 38 member 1. Lineage: Eukaryota; Metazoa; Chordata; Mammalia; Eulipotyphla; Talpidae. Gene Ontology annotation, biological process: amino acid transmembrane transport; L-glutamine transport. Gene Ontology annotation, molecular function: L-glutamine transmembrane transporter activity. The record is from RefSeq and is a predicted model, not a curated record. The transcript has 18 exons. The coding region runs from base 519 to 1964 and encodes 481 amino acids.